Etheostoma spectabile (orangethroat darter) is the source of this 2971-nucleotide messenger RNA. Its product is annotated as neuroepithelial cell-transforming gene 1 protein. The record is from RefSeq and is a predicted model, not a curated record. Gene Ontology annotation, biological process: positive regulation of Rho protein signal transduction; intracellular signal transduction. NCBI's taxonomy places the organism in Eukaryota, Metazoa, Chordata, Actinopteri, Perciformes, Percidae. Bases 179 to 1765 code for a protein of 528 amino acids. The transcript has 9 exons. Gene Ontology annotation, molecular function: guanyl-nucleotide exchange factor activity.
AAAGAUUAGAGAGUGUGUGUGUGUGUGUGUGUGUGUGUGAGGAGCUUGUCUCACAUGGGAAAGAGAAGAGAAGUUAUUUAUUUACUUGACUUUCCUCGACUUUUGUGGAUUACUUGAAGCCGACGCGCCCGGGAUUAACCAAAACGACCGAAGGAUAUCGCGGUUUCUACUGCAAGCUAUGGUGGCUUACGAUGAACUGGGUAGCCUGGCGCCGAUCAAGCGGACCCUGCAGGUCAUAGACCACCAGAACCAAGCCGGCAAGGAGUCCGAGGAACCCAGCACCAAGCGGGUCCGUCCUCUCGGCAGGGUGACGUCGCUAGCCAACCUCAUCUCUCCGGUGAAGAAUGGGGCCGUCCGGCGCUUCGGCCAAACCAUCCAGGCCUCGUUCCGGGGCGAUGGCAAGUCGCCGGGCGCGCCCCAGAAGCCUUGCGGCAAAGCGGCAGCCCCCACGCCGCCCAAACGGAGGAACAGCACGCUGUGGUCGGAGACGCUAGACGUCCACCAGAAGGGAGCUUUCUCCACCAAGGAAAUCAAGCGGCAGGAGGCCAUAUUUGAGCUGUAUCGUGGAGAACAGGACCUGAUCGAGGACCUCCAGCUCGCACGCAAGGCGUACCACGACCCGAUGCUGAAGCUCUCCAUAAUGUCGGAGGAGGAGCUCACGCACAUCUUCGGCAACCUGGACGCCUACAUCCCCCUGCACGAGGACCUCCUGGCUCGGCUCACCGAGGCCACGGGGCCCGACGGGACCGUGGGCCGCAUCGGACGGAUCGUCGUGGACUGGCUGCCGAGGCUCAACGCCUACAAGGACUACUGCAGCAACCAGCUGGCGGCCAAGGCGCUGCUGGACCAGAAGAAGCAGGACCCGCGCGUGCAGGACUUCCUGCAGCGCUGCCUGGAGUCGCCCUUCAGCAGGAAGCUGGACCUGUGGAGCUUCCUGGACAUCCCGCGCUCGCGCCUGGUCAAGUACCCGCUGCUGCUCCGAGAGAUCCUGAGACACACCGCCCCGGAGCACCCGGACGCCGCCAGCCUGGAGGACGCGAUCUCCAUCAUGCAGGGCGUGCUGUCCGACAUCAACAUGAAGAAGGGCGAGUCCGAGUGCCAGUACUACAUCGACAAGCUGGAGUACCUGGACGACAAGCAGCGGGACCCCCUGAUCCAGCGGUGCAGGAGCCUGCUGUGUCACGGCGAGCUGCGGAACAAGAGCGGCACGAAGCUGCACGUGUUCCUGUUCACCGAGCUGCUGGUCCUGACCCGGCCCGUCACCAGGAACGAGCGCCAGUGCUUCCAGGUCUACCGGCAGCCGAUCCCGGUCCAGGAUCUCCUGCUGGAGGACCUGCAGGACGGGGACGUCCGGAUGGGGGGCUCCUUCAGGGGCGCUUUCAGCAACGCCGACAAAGCCAGGAACAUAUUCCGGGUGCGGUCCCAGGACCCGAGCCAGGCGCAGUCCCACACCCUGCAGGUCAACGACGUCUUCCACAAGCAGCGGUGGCUGAGCUGCCUCCGCGGCGCCGUCUCCGUCCACUCGGCGUCGAGCGCCGAGCGCCGCCCGUCCUCCGUCCCCGCCGUCGUCCACCCGGAGGAGACGGACGAGAACUGCCCGCGGCCCGUCUCGCGCUCCGCCCCCUGCACGCCGUGCAGCCCCACCCCGAAGUCCCCGUUGUCCCGCUCGUCCUCGUCGUGUUCGACGUCCUCGACGUCGCACAAACCCAAAAAGGACAAGAGGUCUCUCUGCUCUCUGGGGAAGAGGAAAGAGACGAUGGUGUGAGACAAUGGGGACAAAGGGGACAAUGGACUCCCUAGGUGGACGUUUUUGUAAAUGUUGACGCAAAACAGCACGGAGGAGCGUGGGACUUGUAUUUAUAUGUGUGUGUCUGCGUGUGUGCGUUUUAUUAAAACAGUGUUCUGUGUUACUGUCCUCUUCGGCAGCUAUUUAUCUCACCCCCCCCCCCCCCCCCAGUCUGUCCCACAGAGACACGGUAUCCUGGACAGACGUGCAACAAGAAGCAAACACAACUACACACAAAUCUGUGUGUGUGUGUAGUUGUGUCGUGUUGCAUUCAGCCCUGUUAUUGACUAUUAAUUUGAUAUUUAAGCAUUGUUUUUAGACCGUUUUCGGGGGGGGCGCCUGACGGAAGUUUUACAUUUUUAUGUCCUAAAGUGUCUUGUAGUCUUUCGCGGGCACCAUAAAGCAGCACUGUUUCAGCUUUUAGGCGACGUUAUUGGAAAUAUUGGACGUGUUUAACGGGCGCGAAGACGACACAAAGCUACGAAUCUCUCUGUAAACGUCCGAUUUUGAGAUUAACGACAAGACGCGUCUUAUUUUUUUUUUUUAUACAUUCCUUUAAUGACGGAUUUUUGUUGUUGUUGUUGUUCUGCAUUCACUGCAGUUGGAGGCAUUUAUUUAAAUCCAGAGACAGAUGAGACGUCCGUCUCUCUCGGUUUGGACGUCGUCUGAUGUCCAAUCGUGACCAGAACGAGGAGUUUUUGUUUUGAGACAAAAUCUUGAACUGAGCCAUGUUGGUUUUUGGGACUUUUCAGAAGGAACCGGAUCACUUUUCAGCGUAGCGUCUUUACAUCGUUCACGUGGAGCUUUAGUUGUGGACACACGGACGGAUUUACACAGACAGUGUCCAAGAUGGACAAUAAGAGAAUGUUGUUGAAGGCUGAAGGGAAAAGAGAAAAGACGGAUAAAGUUGGGGGUUUUUGGAAACUGAAAUGGAUCGCCAGUGCAAGAUGUUUAACUCCAUUGACUUCCUGUGUAAGUUGAUGUGAUAUCUUGCUCGUAGAUGGACGAUGGAUGGUAAAAAUCAAGUGGGUGAAAUUGAUGGAAAAACAGUAUGUAGGGGAAGGGAGACGCUAAAAGAAGGUCGUCGUAUGUGCAUUAGAUGAGAAAAAGAAAAGGGAGACUUGCUUGCUAUGAACUGUAUGUGAUUAAAGAACAAUAAAGAGCUGUGGAAGACCUGCAACUGAA